Molecule: messenger RNA, 1965 nt
Organism: Lineus longissimus
Lineage: Eukaryota; Metazoa; Nemertea; Pilidiophora; Heteronemertea; Lineidae
Product: hemicentin-1-like
Exons: 8
Coding region: 346-1965 (539 amino acids)
Source: RefSeq, a predicted model, not a curated record
GUUGCGCUAUUAGUCGGAACAUACCAUUGUUUUAAUUUCACUUUGGAAUUCCUGCCCACCACGUGCGGUGAAGGAAUCUCAAUUUUAAAAUAACCGGAUACUUUUUUCAUCUCGAGAAUUUGAUUCAGAAGGUUUGAGAACAAGUAGAGUGAAGUCGUUUGGAAAAAGAUGUAAUUCCCUUUAGUUCUCUUGCAAGUUUCUUUACUUAUCCGGUGGAUAUCUUCCGGCGACAUUUUAUCACACAUCAUGAUUCAUAGGAUUUUGUAACAGUUUGGAGGCGUUCAUUUUCAAAAAAUUGUGUUUUUGUGAUACAUUUUUACGGAUUUCUAACCUCAGACUUCAGACAUGCGGCCGGGCGGUGUCUCUAUGGUCGCCAUGGAAACGGAUAGCAAACGCUUAUGUUUCGUGGUUUUUUUAAUACUUUGUAUAACGCAAGUGACUACGGCGCAGGGUUCUGAACGAAAAUUAGGCCGAGUAAUCAGCCAAUUUGAUCCUGUCCGUGCGCUGAAGGACAUUCCCCAGGGGUCCGCCUCCCUUGCCUUUGUUUUUGACAUAACAGGGUCCAUGUAUGACGAUUUGGUUCAAGUGAUAGAAGGAGCUGCGAGGAUUCUUGCGACCACUUUGGCCCGUCGGGAGAAACCACUAUAUAAUUAUGUGCUAGUCCCAUUUCACGACCCAGAGAUUGGUCCAGUGACAGUCACAACAGACCCCAUUGAAUUCCAGCAAGAGUUGCGAGAUCUCUACGUCCAGGGCGGUGGCGACUGCCCAGAAAUGUCCAUCGGUGCCAUCAGAUUAGCCCUCCAGCAGUCGCUGCCCAACUCGUUUAUUUACGUGUUUACGGAUGCUCGGGCGAAGGAUUACAUGCUCACGGAAUCAGUGCUCAGCCUUAUCCAAAACAAACAGAGUCAGGUUGUAUUUGUGAUGACGGGAGACUGCGGUAACACAUCUCACGACGGUUUCAAAGCGUACGAGCAGAUUGCCUCCACCAGCUCCGGACAAGUCUUCUUACUGCAGAAGUCACAGGUCAAUCAGGUUUUGAAUUUUGUGAGAGUGGCGGUGCAAUCUCGGAAAGUGAAUCUCUUGUCGACCGAUCGAGAUGAGGGCGAUGUCCAGAAGUAUGAUCUACCGGUUGACGACGCGCUAAAGGAGUUGACGGUAUCCGUCAGCGGAGAGAGGCCUUAUAUCAAACUCAUUAAUCCGGCAGGCGAAGAGGUCAACGAACUAAACGGCCUGAACAAACUCCUCAAGAUCAAGAAGGCGCAGAUUGUGGGCAUCAAGAACCCGAUGCCCGGGAUGUGGAAACUGAUCGUCAAGAGCGAGAGUGCCCACACGCUCCGAGUCACCGGGCUGAGCUCACUCGAUUUUGUGCACGGAUUCUCAAGAACGCCGACACUGAAUAUGAAAACGACGAGCCACAGACCUGUGCAGGGAAUACCAACAUAUAUCUUGUUGAACGCCACGGAUCUGGUACCCCCUGGCAGGAUGACCAAACUGGAGCUCCUCAAUUUGUACGGCCAGCGUCUAGUCGAGGUCCCUCUCGUCCUCGACACCAACCACCCGUCACUUUACAACGUGUCGGGAUUUGUCCCUCCAAAUAAGGAGUUCUUCUAUGUGAAGGUUGAGGGCAUUGACAGCAAAGGUUACCAAUUCUGGAGAACAGCCCCUACCGCCAUCACGGUUAUCAUCCCUGGCGCACCAGAAGUCCAGAUGCCCGAGACGACAUACGGUUUCUACGACACCAAGGCAACGCUCCUGUGUCAGGUCGACAGUUUAGUACCGUAUUCCGUACAGUGGUCUAAAGAUGGCGCCGCUGUUGGACAGCAGCUUUACUUCAGCGAGUCGCGAACGGUCCAGUACCGCGUGGAAUCCGCCAGUAUUUUCUCUGAGGGUGUUUAUAUGUGCAACGCAUCAAAUGCUGCAGGAUCGGCUAUCGCACAGACAUUCCUGGAUAUCAAAGGCAAGUGA